Messenger RNA from Vollenhovia emeryi, 1612 nucleotides. RefSeq names its product histidine protein methyltransferase 1 homolog. Gene Ontology annotation, biological process: peptidyl-histidine methylation, to form tele-methylhistidine. Bases 248 to 1114 code for a protein of 288 amino acids. The record is from RefSeq and is a predicted model, not a curated record. Lineage: Eukaryota; Metazoa; Arthropoda; Insecta; Hymenoptera; Formicidae. The transcript has 6 exons. Gene Ontology annotation, molecular function: protein-L-histidine N-tele-methyltransferase activity.
UCCGAGGUAUUACAUAAUACUGCUAUUGAAAUCGCGGAUGCUAGAAAUUGCACGACUGUAUACCAGGUGUCGUGAUUCUCCAAGCAAGUCUAACAAUGAGCCCGAGCAGUUUUCUGGCUUACCAUCGUAGAUACAUUGAUUGUGAAACGUUUAGUGAUACAGAACACAUGUAUGCCCUCGACUAGUACUUAAAUUUUAUCAGAGAUUCGCGUAGCCUUUUAAUUUUAGAAUUCAAACUUGGCGACAAAUGUUCAAAUUUGGGUUUGCGGAAGAUGCAGCUGGCACUGCUGAAGAGGAUAACGAACAGAAGCCCGGAUUAGAAUGGAUUCCCGCCGCCAAACUGGAAAUAACGCCCGAACAAAUCGGAGCGAAAUACAAGGCUGAUUAUUAUACGGAGGCCGAAGUGUUUCCUGGUUGCAAUCUAAAGUUAAUCCGCUCCGAUAAAGUGACGCAGGAUUUAACGGAGCAAAAUUGCCAGAAUAUCGUGGAGGCCGAGUCGAAACAUUCCGAUCUCAUUCCAGCGAAGUACGAAGGCGGGUUAAAGAUCUGGGAGUGCACGUUCGACUUGGGUCAGUACAUACUGGAGAGGAAGAUCGCGCUGAGGGACAAGCUCGUCAUGGAUCUGGGAUGCGGCGCUGGAUUGAUCGGUCUUCUGUCUCUUCGCGAAAGUUCCGCGGUCCACUUCCAAGAUUACAACGCCGAAGUGCUAAGGUCCGUGACCGUUCCGAACGUGCUGUUGAAUUCUGACGAUCGUACGAUCGUACUGACCAAGUGCGAAUUUUACGCCGGGGAUUGGGCUUCUCUCUCGACGUUGCUCGACGGGGGUGAAAAGUACGAUUACAUCUUUACGAGCGAGACGAUCUACAAUCCGGACAAUCAUAAGAAAUUGCACGAGGUUUUUAAGAACAGAUUGAAAGCCGACGGAGCUGUAUUUGUCGCCGGAAAGACCUACUACUUUGGCGUGGGUGGCGGAAUGAGACAGUUCGAGAAUCUCAUCUUAAGGGACGGAUGCUUCGACGUCAAGUCGGUGUGGAGAAGUCAAGACGGAGUGAACAGAGAAAUUCUGAAGCUCACGUGGAAAUCGCAUCAAGAUUAUCACACGUCUGGUGUAUAAUAUUAUUGUCUUCGUAUAAUUAUCAAGUGCGUGUCGGCUCGGAAUGUUGCAGUAAUCAGCAGCGAUCCUUCCGCGGCGAGAUUUGUUUCAUUUUUUUUUUCGUGUAGACUAGGAAUCGCUGAUACCUUUUCGUAUGAAUUUAAGCACAGUAGAAUACGUAUACAUUUUACAUGUAUAUGCAAAUUAGUAUGUGUCGAUAUGUGCACAAAUUCAUGCGGAAAGGCAUCGGCGAUUCCUAGUGUACGCAAGAUUUGAGCCUAACAGUAUGCUCUUUGUGAUUAAAGGCAUUUUAUUUCAUAUAUUGUAAGUAAAUCAGUACGCUUAAAAGAUUAAAUUUGUCGACAAUAUACAUACAGUGUAUAAUGUAUGUACAAUGUGCCAACUUGCAAAUUUUUUAAAAUAGAAUACUCCUGUUUUGUAGCCAAUGCGCAAAGAGCACAUUGCCAAGCCUUAGCGUUCACCGAGGCGUUCACUUUGUCAAUAAACGUUUUCUUUCUA